This is a messenger RNA of Brachypodium distachyon (stiff brome), 1872 nucleotides long. Its product is annotated as pentatricopeptide repeat-containing protein At2g30100, chloroplastic. The record is from RefSeq and is a predicted model, not a curated record. The transcript is spliced from 2 exons. NCBI's taxonomy places the organism in Eukaryota, Viridiplantae, Streptophyta, Magnoliopsida, Poales, Poaceae. Gene Ontology annotation, molecular function: protein binding. The coding region runs from base 84 to 1502 and encodes 472 amino acids.
CCCUUCGGUUCGACCACAUCUCCCCUUCCCCUUCUCUCCUCUUCCCAAGUCCCGCUCCCAUGCCAUCCCGACCCUAACCACACAUGGCUCUCUCCUCCCGCGCCGCUGCCUUCCCCCAAGUCUCCCUCCCCUCUCCCCGCCCGCGCCCAGCCGCCGUCUCCCUCCGGCCCCCGUCCCCCCUGCGCUCCCUGCGGCUCGACCACGUCAUCCCCGCCGAUGCUACGGAGCUCGGAGUCGGCGGUGGCGGGCCCCUCGCUGCCGCCAUCGAGCACCUCGAGCGGGAGCCCGCCGCCGCGGCGGACGACAGGGCCCCGCUCUCUGAGCUUUCCCCGCGGGAGCUCCAGCUUGUGCUUGUCUACUUCGCGCAGGAGGGCCGCGACGCCUAUUGCGCGCUCGAGGUCUUCGAUUGGCUGCGCCGCGCCAACCGAGUCGACGGCGAGACCAUGGAGCUCAUGGCAGCCAUCGCCUGUGGCUGGAUCGAGCGCCUCGUGGGAGCGGGGGGCGACGUCGCUGAUGUCUCCGCACUUCUGGGGGAAAUGGACUGCGUCGGUCUCCGCCCUGGGUUUAGCCUCGUCGAGAAGGCCGUCGCUCUCUACUGGGACCGCAGCGAGAGGGCGCGCGCCGUUGAGUUCGUCAGGGACGUACUCAGGAGGGGGAACGUAGGCGUCGGAGGGGAUUUCGACGGCGAGCGUGGAGGCCCAGUUGGCUACCUCGCCUGGAAAAUGAUGAUGGACGGGGACUACAGGGAUGCUUUUAAAUUGGUAAUUGAGUUCAAGGAGAGUGGGCUGAACCCUGAAGUAUAUGGCUAUCUUAUUGGGUUGACUUCCUUGGUAAAAGAGCAAAAGGAAUUCUCCAAGGCAUUACGUAAAUUGAAUUUCUCAGUGAAGGAUGGCUCAGUUUCCGAACUAGAUACGGAGAGCAUGCACAGUAUCGAGAAGUACCAAUCAGAAUUAUUAAGGGAUGGUGUUCUGUUAUCAAAAUGGGCUGUUCAGGAAGGCAGCAGUGAGGUUCUAGGACUUGUGCAUGAGAGGCUCCUUUCAAUGUACACUUGCGCUGGUUGUGGCUUAGAAGCUGAGCGAGAACUUUGGGAAAUGAAGCUUGUUGGUAGGCCACCUGAUACGCAGCUCUAUGAUGUUGUUUUGGCCAUUUGUGCUUCUCAAGGAGAAGGUGCUGCUGUUCGACGAUUGCUUGCAGGUAUCGAGUCAACCAGUGCAGGAAGAAGGAAGAAGUCGAUGUCAUGGCUACUGCGAGGUUAUGUCAAAGGUGGUUUCUAUCUGGAUGCCUCAGAAACAUUAAUGCGGAUGCUUGAUUUGGGCUUAUGUCCUGAGUACCUGGACAGAGCUGCCGUACUGACCGCACUGCAGAGAAACAUACAGCAAUCCGGCAACCUAGAAUCGUACAUGAAACUCUGCAAGCGGCUGUCUGAAACAGAUAUGAUCGGACCUUGCGUCAUAUAUCUAUAUGUACGCAAAUUCAAGCUGUGGAUGAUGCACAUGUUGUGAGCGUUUCAACAAAGCCUUGAAUCAUAUACAUGCAUGAUGAUUAUAGGCAAGUACAAACUGUAGGUCCUUGAUGCUUUCAUAGCUUUGAUGAACGAGUUGUAGAAAAGACCCGACUGCGGUGAACUAGUUGAUGCAUAAUCAUGGUUCUUGUAUAUCUUUUUUUCACAUUGAGCUCUUUAUGAUUGUUCAUCCCAUUAGAGCUAUCAUAUUGUUGGACAAGGUACCAUCCAUUUGUGUGCUAAUUCGAAGGUGCUAGCCGAUGUAGUGUAGCAUAUAUGAAGAAGGAAUUGUUGAUCAAUGUACACUUUAUGUGAAGGGUCAUUUACAUGUAUAGUUCAAAAGAGAAAGGAACCCGUAAAGUUGUGAUACA